Peronospora farinosa is the source of this 684-nucleotide messenger RNA. NCBI's taxonomy places the organism in Eukaryota, Oomycota, Peronosporomycetes, Peronosporales, Peronosporaceae. The record is from the annotation of a GenBank genome assembly.
AUGGAUCUCUGCAUUAACAAGUCUAUCGUGAACACACCACUUUCUUGUAGUGACAAUGCUACGUGGAAUUUUGUGCAAAUGAAUAUGACGCUACUACCCAUUGCUCGCCCAGUGCCAGUCAGCAUCAGUCACAGGUUUCAGGAAGGAGCGGUACUAUCGGGGGUAAAACCUUCUACGCCGACUCAGAAAUUACAUCGUCGACUACGCCAGCAUACGACCAAUAUCAGCCCUCGAAGACAUGAUCUAGACUGCAAUGCUAUACGACCAACAGCUACGACAACGUCUCAUCCAAAAAGCUCCAAUCGAGGGCGCCCCCCGACCCCAAGAUUAACUUGUGGAGCGAAACGAAAAAUUUCGGAGACAUGGCACGUACCAGCUAUUGACGCUCCAAUGCCCCCACCGGCAGUGAGUGUGUCAAUGAGAAUGCGCAGCUUUAGUGAAGACUUGUAUACUCCUGCCACACGCAGUGACUGUGGCUACUCCAGUGACCCAGCGGGACAAAUGCCGUUGGGGUACAGUCCGCUGGAUCGAAGUGCUAGCCUGUCCUAUGGCUGUGCUGCUAAGUCUAAGGGUCUGUACAAAGGUAAACGAAUUCUGGAGCUACAGAAUGAAGAUCGUCGAUUCCACCCGGACGAUCGAGGUACGGCCCCGCCAUCGUCCAAGCGAAGCAAGCACCAGUCGUAA